Protopterus annectens (West African lungfish) is the source of this 822-nucleotide messenger RNA. RefSeq names its product solute carrier family 25 member 29 (gene SLC25A29). The transcript is spliced from 2 exons. The coding region runs from base 115 to 822 and encodes 235 amino acids. Gene Ontology annotation, molecular function: high-affinity L-arginine transmembrane transporter activity. NCBI's taxonomy places the organism in Eukaryota, Metazoa, Chordata, Ceratodontiformes, Protopteridae. Gene Ontology annotation, biological process: mitochondrial L-ornithine transmembrane transport. The record is from RefSeq and is a predicted model, not a curated record. Gene Ontology annotation, cellular component: mitochondrion.
CUUCAGGUUCAGUGCACACAAAAACCCUAUUACCAUGGAACCUUUCACUGCUUCCAGUCUAUCAUAAGGCAAGAAACUGUAUUUGGACUAUAUAAGGGCAUUGGUUCCCCAUUGAUGGGGUUGACCUUUAUUAAUGCAGUUUUAUUUGGAGUACAGGGAAAUACAAUACGCAUUUUAGGGGAGGACAAUGCCUGGAAUCAGUUCCUUGCAGGUUGUGCUGCUGGUGCAAUUGAGAGUUUUAUCUGCUGCCCUAUGGAGCUGGCAAAAAUCCGAAUGCAGCUUCAGGGAACAGGAGAAGUCAAGUCAAAAUCCAAAGUUUAUAAGAAUUCAUGGGACUGCCUCACCAAAAUCUAUCGAAAAGAAGGGAUUCGAGGAAUGUAUAGAGGCAUGACAGCCACAUUCAUUCGAGAAACUCCAGCCCUUGGUGUCUAUUUCCUCACAUAUGACUGUCUGACUAGAUAUCUAGGCUGUGAGCCAGAGGACAGCUAUAUUAUUCCCAAGUUACUGUUUGCUGGUGGCAUGGCUGGUAUAACAUCUUGGUUGUCAACAUUUCCUGUUGAUGUUAUCAAGUCCCGCCUUCAGCUUGAUGGAGUCACAGGAGUAAACCAUUACUGUGGAAUGAUGGACUGUGUGAGACAAAGUUACAAAAAGGAAGGCAUGAGGGUAUUUGCACGGGGUCUUACUUCAACCCUUCUUAGAGCAUUCCCUGUCAAUGCUGCUACAUUUUCUACCGUUACAGUUUUCCUAAUGUACAUGAGGGCAGGAGAGGAUGCUGUUGAGUGUAAACACAUACAAACCAUUCAGGAAGUUUCAGGGCUGUAA